UCUGUGUGGCUCUCUCUCUCUUCCUGAUUUGUCUCCUCCCUCCUUUCUUCUUCUGCCCCAGCUGCGAAGAGAGAGAGAGAGAGUUGCGACGACGAUAGGAUGGAUCCCGACGCUGUAGCCAAGGCUUUUGUGGAGCACUACUAUACGACAUUCGAUGCAAAUCGUGCGGGUUUGGCGAAUUUGUACCAGGAGGGUUCGAUGCUCACCUUCGAAGGUCAAAAGAUCCAGGGGUCUCAGAACAUCGUGGCCAAGCUUACCAGUCUACCUUUCCAGCAGUGCCAGCACAGUAUCACCACCGUCGAUUGCCAGCCCUCCGGUCCAGCCGGCGGCAUGCUCGUCUUCGUCAGCGGCAAUCUACAGCUUGCCGGUGAACAACAUGCCCUCAAGUUCAGCCAGAUGUUUCAUUUGAUGCCAACCCCGCAAGCAAGCUUCUAUGUGUUCAAUGACAUUUUCCGGUUGAAUUAUGCAUGAGUAUAGGAAUGAUCAACUGGGAACUGCAAGGGGAGGGACCAUAUUUGGUUGGAACAUCUGGGACAGAAAUCAGUUUGCAUUAGCUCUUAGACAUUAAAAUGGAAUCCUUUUUUUUUUUCCCUCUUUCUAUUUUGGGUUGGUUUGCCUGUGUUCUCAAUAUUCUGACUUCGAAAGCAAAGACUCCUUUGUUGUUGUGAUUAGAUGAUUGGUGAAAACUGCUCUUUGAAUAUG
Messenger RNA from Telopea speciosissima, 702 nucleotides. Its product is annotated as nuclear transport factor 2B. Lineage: Eukaryota; Viridiplantae; Streptophyta; Magnoliopsida; Proteales; Proteaceae. Bases 100 to 471 code for a protein of 123 amino acids. Gene Ontology annotation, biological process: nucleocytoplasmic transport. Gene Ontology annotation, cellular component: nuclear pore central transport channel. The record is from RefSeq and is a predicted model, not a curated record. The transcript is spliced from 2 exons.